Aspergillus aculeatinus CBS 121060 is the source of this 570-nucleotide messenger RNA. RefSeq names its product cysteine hydrolase family protein. The record is from RefSeq and is a predicted model, not a curated record. The coding region runs from base 1 to 570 and encodes 189 amino acids. Lineage: Eukaryota; Fungi; Ascomycota; Eurotiomycetes; Eurotiales; Aspergillaceae. The transcript is spliced from 3 exons.
AUGACCACCUCCAGCACAAGCCGCCUCAGCUUCGGCGAGAACUACGCGGUCCUCAACCUGGACUGGAUGACGGUUUUAAUCGACGCUCCAUCCACCAAAAGUCCCCCCCGUCCGCUCACCGUCUUCUCCACCCUCUCCUUCCAACGCGGCCAGCCCGAGGUCCAGCCCAACACGCCUUUCGCCAACCUGAUCGCCCCAUAUGGCGAGUUCGCGACUGGCUCAUCGGAGGUGCGGAUCGCUGAAUACUUCAAGCUCGACGAGCAAGACAUCAUCCUACAGAAGACGCGGUGGAGUGCGACCAUGGGCAAUUCCUUGGAGCAGAUUUUGCAAGCGCGCAACAUCAAAACUGUCAUAAUUUCUGGACUAAGCCUCUCCGGCGUCUUGAUGGCUACGAUCUACCGGUUGUUCGACCUCGACUACGAUGUCUACGUGAUCCGCGACAAUGUGUUGGAGUUGCCGGUGGACCAAUUUGCUGCGUUGUCGAGUGUUAUGUUGGAUAUGCUGCUGCCAAAAAUGGGACUCAAGGUUAUCUCUCUGGACGAGGCGCUUCAGGCGCUGGAGCGGUCGUAG